Molecule: messenger RNA, 2822 nt
Organism: Brienomyrus brachyistius
Lineage: Eukaryota; Metazoa; Chordata; Actinopteri; Osteoglossiformes; Mormyridae
Product: dynein, cytoplasmic 1, intermediate chain 2a-like
Exons: 17
Coding region: 160-2115 (651 amino acids)
Biological process (GO): transport along microtubule
Cellular component (GO): cytoplasmic dynein complex
Molecular function (GO): dynein light chain binding; dynein heavy chain binding
Source: RefSeq, a predicted model, not a curated record
AGAUUGUCCUUAUGCGCGUUGUCGUUAUGUCCUUCAUCAGUAUCCGUAGCUCCAUCCAUGCCACUUUGUGUACAAAGCGAAAGGGCUUUACAUGUUAUUCACAGGUUGUAACUUAAUAUUUUGAAGAUUAACUGAAGCCGCUCUUUCAGUUUUGUCACCAUGUCGGACAAGAGCGAGCUGAAGGCGGAGCUGGAGCGUAAGAAGCAGCGCCUGGCUCAGAUCAGGGAGGAAAAGAAGAGGAAAGAGGAGGAGCGAAAGAAGAAAGAGGCCGACCAGAAGAAGGAGACACUGCCAGCCCAGGAUGACUCUGACCUGGAGAAAAAAAGGAGGGAGGCUGAGGCUCUGCUGCAGAGCAUGGGGAUCACCCCGGAAGCUCCUGUUGCUUCCGUCCAGACGUCCCAACCCCUGCGGAUAGUAACGGCAGAUACCUGUCUCUUUCACUAUCUAGCCCCCCCGCCCACAUCCCCCACCGCCAAGUCUGCGGGCACGCCCAGCGAGGCGGGCAGCCAGGACUCCAGCGACGGCGCCGUGGGGCCCAGGACUCUGCACUGGGACUCGGACCCCUCCACUCUCCAGCUGCACUCUGACUCUGACCUGGGACGGGCCGCCGUGAAGCUGGGCAUGGCCAAGAUCGUCCACGUGGAUUUCCCUCCCCGCGAGACUGUGUCCUACACAAAGGAGACGCAGACCCCCGUGAUGGCACAGGAGAAGGAAGAUGAGGAUGAGGAGGAGGAGAUACCCCACCCCACGCCAGUGCUGCAAGCCCAGGAGGAGAAACCAGACCUGAAGGAGGAAGAAGCAGAAGCGACACCCCACGAACUCACCGAGGAGGAGAAGCUGCAGAUCCUGCACUCAGACGACUUCGUGACCUUCUUCGAGCAUAGCAGCCGUAUCGUGGAGCGCGCCCUCUCCGAGCAUGUGGACGUUUUCUUUGACUACAGCGGGAGGGACCUGCAGGAGAAGGAUGGAGAGAUCCAAGCAGGGGCCAAGCUGUCUCUCAAUAGGCAAUUUACAGACGAGCGCUGGUCCAAGCAUCGUGUGGUCACCUGUCUGGACUGGUCCCCUCAGUACCCAGAGCUACUGGUCGCCUCCUACAACAACAAUGAGGACGCUCCCCACGAGCCUGACGGCGUCGCCCUCGUGUGGAACAUGAAGUACAGGAAGACCACACCCGAGUACGUGUUCCACUGCCAGUCUGCCGUGAUGUCCACCACCUUCGCCAAGUUUCACCCCAACUUGGUAGUGGGGGGCACCUACUCAGGCCAGAUUGUUCUGUGGGACAACCGUAGCAACAAGAGGACGCCCGUGCAGAGGACCCCUCUGUCAGCUGCUGCGCACACGCAUCCCGUCUACUGCGUCAAUGUGGUGGGCACGCAGAAUGCCCACAACCUGAUCAGCAUCUCCACGGAUGGAAAGAUGUGCUCCUGGAGCCUGGACAUGCUCUCCCAGCCUCAGGACAGCCUGGAGCUGGUGUUCAAGCAGUCCAAAGCAGUGGCCGUCACCGGCAUGUCCUUCCCCCUUGGAGAUGUCAAUAACUUUGUGGUGGGGAGCGAGGAUGGGUCCGUCUACAUGGCUUGCCGUCAUGGCAGCAAAGCGGGCAUCAGUGAGAUGUUUGAGGGCCACCACGGGCCCAUCACAGGGAUCCAUUGCCACACAGCGGCCGGGCCCGUCGACUACUCACACCUCUUCGUUACCUCAUCCUUCGACUGGACCGUGAAGCUUUGGAGCACCAAGAACAACAAGCCGCUGUACUCCUUCGAGGAUAGCUCAGACUACGUAUAUGACGUUAUGUGGUCCCCCACCAAUCCCGCACUGUUCGCCUGCGUUGAUGGGGUGGGCCACCUCGACCUGUGGAACCUCAACAAUGACACUGAGGUGCCAACUGCAAGUAUCUCGGUGGAGGGAAGCCCUGCUCUGAACCGAGUCCGGUGGACCCAGUCUGGGCGGGAGAUCGCUGUGGGAGACUCAGAGGGGCAGAUCCUCAUCUAUGAUGUUGGGGAGCAAAUUGCCGUUCCUCGCAACGACGAAUGGAGCCGCUUUGCCCGCACGCUGGCAGAGAUCAACGACAACCGCGAGGAUGCCGAGGAGCUGGCGGCCCAGAGGCUGGUGACCUGAUCCGCUGUGGGGGGGAACUGACAUCAGUGGGUCUUCAGGGAAGAAUGUUUUCAGAAAUUAAAAGGCAAAAAAAGUGAUAUGCAAACUUAGGUAUCUUAUUUGCUAGUCAGUCCGAUCUGGAAUACAGCCGUUUACCUCAAAUGAUCUUUUUUUACUCAAAUUUUUUAAAACCUUCAAAAGGACAGACCCUACGCCUUAAAACUGCGUGUCUGUUAUGUUCAGUGUUAAGGUUGCUGUCAUCACCCUCCACGUUCAAUGCAUCACCCCAUCCUCUGAGGAGCACCCCUGUUUCCCAGUCACCCUAUUGACAUUCCACACCUGCAUUUCAGCUACAUUCAUUCACUGUACUGUGGUGUUUGACAAGGUGUAAUAAUUCCUUCAUUUUGUGUGAAACUGAAGUGUUCUUGUCAUUAAGUUAUUUCCCUGCCGUAGACAUUCUCAGUAGUAUAAAUUCAUCCAGGACCAAAGGCCCUUAAUAAACAAGAGAAGGAUGUUGUACAGACAUGUUAGACCAUAGGACCUUUUUUUUAUUUGAGGUGGAUAGAAUAAAAUAAGACAUUAUACACUUAAAUUGCUAAUGAUGUAAACAAUGGUUUUCCUCCCUGUAAGACUUUCUUUUGCACAUCCCACUGUGUAAUGAACAUCAAAACCUGCUUCUUCCAGCAAGUUAAACUGUACUGAUUAUUUCAAUAAAAUGCAUUAAAUUA